Branchiostoma floridae (Florida lancelet) is the source of this 1305-nucleotide messenger RNA. Its product is annotated as zinc finger protein 135-like. Gene Ontology annotation, biological process: regulation of transcription by RNA polymerase II. Bases 1 to 1305 code for a protein of 434 amino acids. Gene Ontology annotation, molecular function: DNA-binding transcription activator activity, RNA polymerase II-specific; RNA polymerase II cis-regulatory region sequence-specific DNA binding. NCBI's taxonomy places the organism in Eukaryota, Metazoa, Chordata, Leptocardii, Amphioxiformes, Branchiostomatidae. Gene Ontology annotation, cellular component: nucleus. The record is from RefSeq and is a predicted model, not a curated record. The transcript is spliced from 3 exons.
AUGAACAACACUGGAAAUCCAGGGAAGGAGAUGGACCGCGCCGAACACCCUGGGAAGGACAGUGACAGCAGGGUGACCAUGACAACAACCAUGGGCCUGCAACAGGAAACGUCACAGAAAUCCGCUUUGAACACCCAUCUAAAAACGCACACUGGCGAGAAACCCUUCAUGUGUGGAGAGUGUGGACACCGAACGAUGACAAAGCUUUUGCUAGUCCAACACAUGAGAACCCAUACAGGUGAAAAACCUUACGGCUGUGAUCUGUGCGACUAUUCUGCAGGGGUGAAAGCUAGUUUAGAACGGCACAUCAUGGUAAAACACACGGGUGAGAAACCUUACAAGUGUAGCGAGUGUGAAUUCAAGACGGCCGAUAGCUCCCAUUUUUACAAACAUAUGAAAAAACAUUCUGGUGAGAAGGUAUCCCCGCGUAAGAAAUCACAUAAGUGUGGUGAGUGCGACUAUUCAACAUCACAGAAAUGCCGGUUGGACCAACACAUCAUAAGUAAACACUCCGGGGAGAAACUCUACAGGUGUGACAAGUGCGACUUGAGAACUGCCUCCAAGUCCCGUCUAUCUCUACAUAUGAGAAAGCAUGACAACCCCUACAAAUGUCACCAGUGUGGCUUUUGUACUGCAAGGAAAUACCAGUUUGACCGGCACAUCCAUACAAAACAGACGAAAGAAAAAUCAUACCUGUGCGAAGAGUGCGGAUAUAGGACAGCAAAAGGAUCUUCCCUUAUCUUACAUAAAAGAACACAUACUGGUGAGAAACCCUUCAUGUGUGAGGAAUGUGGGUACAGAGCGACCGACAGGUCCCACCUUUCUCGACACAUCAGAAGGCAUACAGGAGAAAAACCCUACAAAUGUGAUCAGUGUGGCUUUUCUGCAUCACACAAAUCUGCAUUGGACCACCAUCUAAGAACGCACACUGGUGAGAAGCCCUACAUAUGUGAAGAAUGCGGACACAGAACGACUACAAAGCCCGCCUUAUUGAGGCAUAUGAGAACACAUACAGGUGAAAAACCUUAUGACUGUGAUCUGUGCGAGUAUUCUGCUGCGGAUAAAGCUUGUUUAGAACGGCACAUCAUGCCAUCCCCGCGUAAGAAACCACAUAAGUGUGAUGAGUGCGACUAUUCAGCAUCACAGAAAUGCCGGUUGGACCAACACAUCAUAAGUAAACACUCCGGGGAGAAACCCUACAGGUGUGACAAGUGCGACUUCAGAACGGCCUCCAAGUCCCAUCUAUCCCUACAUAUAAAAAAAAACAUUCUGCCUAAAAAAAACCUCAUAGAUGUGAGUUACUAG